Maylandia zebra (zebra mbuna) is the source of this 2357-nucleotide messenger RNA. NCBI's taxonomy places the organism in Eukaryota, Metazoa, Chordata, Actinopteri, Cichliformes, Cichlidae. The record is from RefSeq and is a predicted model, not a curated record.
UUGGCUCAAAGCACAAGAGUUGAAGGUUGAAACUACUGUCGAAGCUGUCAAGAGUCUCGGAUAUGUGAGAAACAUGAGCGGUACAGUUUGUCAAAUUAGACUAAGUGAUGAUCCAGAUACUCCGUACUUCCUGCGAAUGGACUGGGCCAUAGACCUGGGUGCUGGUUUCACAUUAGCUCUUACAAAUGGCAGCUCAGCAUGGAUUGGAGAAGUUUCAGAGGAUGAUAUGACAAGGGAAGCCAAUGACAUAGGAGUCCCAAGAGAGAGAUAUGUUGAGGAUCUUCUUCAAGCCCUAACAAAAAGUGGAGGAGGAAGAAGCGAAGACAAGGAGAUGUAUACCUUUGGCCUCUCUCCUGAUCGCCGUUAUCUCUUGUAUGAGAAGACUUGUAAUGAUAUUUCGGUGUACUUGGGCUCUGUGGAGCUCCAGCCAUCUCCAGACCCUCUGGAGCUGACCUGUGAGAUGAUUGGACAGUCCCUAAAGCGCAGCACAGAUCUGGAGACAGAAAACUCGCGAUUGUUGGAGCAAAACUGUAAAUUGAAGCAGGAUCACCAGCGAAUACUCGGACAGCUCAAGCAUCAGGUUCAGAAAAAGGAAGCGUUAGAGAGGGAAAUGUACUCACGUUUUGUCAUGGUGCUGAACGAGAAGAAGGCCAAGAUCAGAGGUCUGCAGGAGGCUGUCAAAAGGCUUCGAAACUCGGACGACCAUCCGAGCGACGAGGAGGGUGUACAAAGUGACAAUCUCACAACUCAAGGUGAAGGCAGUCCGGACAGAGGAGAGGAGACCAGUCAGAGCAUCCAACCCUCUCUGGAGCCAACUAUCCUCAUUACAGGACGUAAUCUGGUCUGGGAAGGGAUCCCCGUUGACCGGACUUUUUCUGAUGAUGAUGAAGAUGAGCAACCAAAAUGGAAGCGUAGGUUGCUUCACACCUCGAGCCCACGAUCUUCUGAACAACUUUAAAUUGUAGGUUUGUCAGAGAAAUAAUGCAGUUAAUGGAGCAGCAUAUUUUAUACCAUAGUUGCUUAAAGUUAAUUUUGUGUGGAACCGCUCUUUACAUAUAGUUGUAGUAAAAGGGAAAAAAAAAGUGUAAUUGUAAGAAUUUGGAUCUUAAAUUUUAAGAAAAUGUGCAGUUAUAUGUUGCAGAUUUUCAAGUAGUACCAUGUAAAGAUGGUGCCAACAUGACACACAAUGUCUCCGGUCCUGUGUUGGUUAAUAAAAAAGUUGUUCCAUGUGACCCCAAAUCAAAGUUUAACAUAGAUGCAUGGAAAUCAUUUCAGGAUUAAAGUUUUAUUGCACUUUGAAACCUCUUAGCCUCAAGUUUUAUUCAGCAGUUUUUUCCCCCCAUUUGUAGGUUCUGUAAAACCACUACAGUGACAGAUGUGGGUCGAUCUACUGAUUUUUUUUUAUUCCCCGUUAUUUCCAUUUCACCCAAUUAAGGAGGAUUAAAUCAUCGUCUUGUCGUCAUCAUCUGUUUAAAAAAAAAAAAAACACUUAUGUGUAAUUCCCAGCAUCUAACUGUCUGUCUACUGAGGCCUGAACAUUUUUUAGAUGAAAUAUGUAUUCUUAUAUUGCUGGUUAUAUUAAUCCACAGAGGUAUAAAGGAGUCCAGCCACUGACAGCAGCGGUCUUAGAAGUGGCCCUGGGCCACACAUGCUAUAGAGUAGCUGCUGUCUCCACCUAAUAAAUAGGAUUAAUUAAGAGGCAUCAUUUUAUUUGCACUCAUCAGUUGUGGAAAAUGAUUUUUAAUGGUUUUUAACAUUGUCUCUAAACAUUUGAAAAAGUGAAAUCUAGCAUAUCUUUUGUGGUUUCUCUGGCUGAUGUGCUGCAGUAGAAAGAGCUGAGGUUGUUGGACUGCUGCCUAUAAAGAGGCUCAGAUUUAUAUUACAUCCUGUAUGCUACUAAUGUAAAACAGCAGUGAGAAAAGCAACCUUCUCCAGACUUUGUCCACAGUGAGAAGAGGUGCAGAUAAGUGAAAUAAAAUGUCACCUGAUUACUGUUGGUGUUUUGGAUUGCGUUGUCACAAUAACAUCAACUUCUCUGUGUUUUUAUAAAUCAUAAAAUAUAGUUAAUUUAAUAUAUGAUGCCUCUGUGGUAGCAGCACUUCUUUAACUCUACAAACAUUAAUAGUAUCUGACAACUGCUUAUAUUUGUGUGUUGGCUAGCAUUUGAGCUUCAUGCUUCACUCCUCCUCCUCUCACUUGUUGGGUUGAAUAUAAAGUUAAUGUAUUUCAUUCUGCGUCAUCACACUAUAUCGAACUGUAUUUCUCUAGUACAGCUAAAUAUUACACGGAAAGCUAUAAAAUAUAAAUGUGAUGCAUGUUUUACUGGUUCAAACAAUAUUUGCUUCUUUUUCUCCAUC